Linum trigynum is the source of this 330-nucleotide messenger RNA. NCBI's taxonomy places the organism in Eukaryota, Viridiplantae, Streptophyta, Magnoliopsida, Malpighiales, Linaceae. The record is from the annotation of a GenBank genome assembly.
AUGCUUUGUCCAUUCUUGCUCUAUCAACUUCACUGUCCUUCUUCCGAUCACCUCCUCUCUGCAUAUGGUCUUGCACGAAUCCCCAUGCCACUUUUGCAGAGCUCUUUGGAAACGCCUCCUUCCCAACUCGUCAGUUCGUCACUCCGCUUUGCUUUCCCGUACAACAAAUCAAUGUCUUCCUUCUGCUUCUACAGUGAUGUCCUCUCCCCACCAGUUGGCUACGAUUGUACUUGGUGGGAGACAAAUGGUUCCCUCCUUUCCCCCACCAUAAUCCCUCAACGAAACCCUAAAAGUUUCCUCGCUGCUGGUCGACACGGAACCAGAACCUGA